AACCUAUGUUUCGCCCUCAGAAAUACUAUGUCGAGUCUGAAAAAUUUGUUGAACCCCGAAGAUGACUCUACAACCAUGUAUCACUCAACAACCGGACAACCUAUUUCCACAAGCUCCUCCUCUCCCACCUCGGACGGCAGCGCCAACGCAACAGUAGAAUGUCCUCAAUACGAUCCACCAUACAAAGAACAUGCUCCUCAUCCAAAUUGUCCUGACACUCUAGCCUGUCUUCCAGAUACGGACGGGCGGCCACAGCAUACUCUUCCAGUAAUCUUGCGAUGUGCAAUCCUUGGCAGUGCACGGAGACGUCUCACUAUUCGCGAGAUAUAUGCUGCAAUGGAGGAAAAAUAUUUGUAUUUCAGGACAGCGGGGCCGACAUGGAAGCAAUCUGUUCGCCAUCACCUGUCUUUGAAUAGAUUAUUUGAAAAACAGCCUCGUCCCGUCACAGACCCUGGCUUCGGUUCUUACUGGACAGUAAAUCUUUCUGCUCCUCCAGGCACCAAGCGACCACGGAAGCGGGGAAGACCUACAAAGGCUGCCGAGGAGCCAUCUAACUCCACUCAGCAGAAGAAACGGGGACGACCUCGAAAAUCUAUUGAUCCGUUAUCUCCCCUGAACUCACUGGCUGUGGGCUCGGGACGUUCGAUCCCGCCGUGCAAUAUUUCCGCCAUACGCACCGGGGGAAACGACCACGAUGGUGGAAAUGGCGAGGACGAUAUGGAUCUAGGUGCAGACGUACAUGAGAUGAGUGAGGAUGAAUACGAGAGCGAGGAAGAUAUGGUUGUUCCCCCUCAUCAGUCACCAUUUGCCGGACUUGGCGCUUUUGGACUAAAUGAGGCCCCUUCUCGUUUACUGAGCCCCUCAACAUCCCGUGCACUGAUUACCCAUUCUGAUGAAAAUCUCGUGGACCGAUUGCAGAUCGAAAUGGCGGGAUUGCGGAGGCAGUCUGCGGAUGCGAUAUCUGUUUCGGUAAAGAUAUCAGAUCAGCUGGCGGAAGCUCAGGCUGAGACAGCUAGAGCGAGGACUGCUCUCAGAACAGCCGAGGCAAUGCUGGAGGAGGAGGUCAUAAAGAGGAGGGAAGCUGAAUAUUUAGCAGAUCAGGAAGCUAAGUUGAGGCGAGUAGCAGAGGACACGAUUACACGCAUGCAACGUCAGUGGCAGGCUGACCACCGAGCUACAUAAAUAGCACAUUUUAGACCGAAGUUAGCGCAACUUGAAACCAAACGAGUCCUCGUCUGCUAUCCUUCCUGGAGAUUCCUAUCCGACAACUAGUUUUCAGCUACUCACUGGGACUCAUCAAUGGACUCGACGUAUUCUACGAAUCUUCUUUACUUUCUCAAUUCAUUGGUGUACAAGGGUACUCUAGAGUGUCUGAACAUGUAUAUUGCGGCGGAAUGGACGAGUAGUUUUGGAAAAGGAAAUUAGAGGAUACAAAACCAAAUAGACUCGUGAAUUUUG
Messenger RNA from Suillus fuscotomentosus, 1458 nucleotides. RefSeq lists its product as uncharacterized. The record is from RefSeq and is a predicted model, not a curated record. Gene Ontology annotation, biological process: regulation of transcription by RNA polymerase II. The coding region runs from base 28 to 1182 and encodes 384 amino acids. Gene Ontology annotation, molecular function: DNA-binding transcription factor activity, RNA polymerase II-specific; RNA polymerase II cis-regulatory region sequence-specific DNA binding. The transcript is spliced from 4 exons. Gene Ontology annotation, cellular component: nucleus. NCBI's taxonomy places the organism in Eukaryota, Fungi, Basidiomycota, Agaricomycetes, Boletales, Suillaceae.